Messenger RNA from Malaclemys terrapin pileata, 2373 nucleotides. It is a transcript of the gene RMP64, whose product is annotated as nucleolus and neural progenitor protein. The record is from RefSeq and is a predicted model, not a curated record. The transcript has 9 exons. Bases 323 to 1711 code for a protein of 462 amino acids. Gene Ontology annotation, cellular component: nucleus. Lineage: Eukaryota; Metazoa; Chordata; Testudines; Emydidae. Gene Ontology annotation, biological process: positive regulation of Notch signaling pathway.
AGCACGUACCACCCUGCGCUGGAACCGUGAGGGAAGAUGGCAGGGGCGUCACGGGAAGGAUUCUGGAGUCGGGGGCUUCAUUAGUGGGCUGCACUGGAAGGGUGGGAGAACUCACCAGGCAGGCUCUGCAGGAUAUGUGGCGACACCCUCCCCCCGUACGUAGAGGGCCAUUAGCUCUUGCCCUUCCCGUCUGCAAACUUGAGUGAGAUGCCUCCCAGCUGUUGUUAAAGGAUGUUACAAGGUCAGCACGUUGCUAAAGAGUAAAGCUGUGGAUGCAGAAGGAAAAGUUUUACAUUCGAUCCUUUAUGGUUUCCACAACAGAAUGUCUCACCAUAAAACCUAUUUGUCUCUGAAACAGGUAGAACAAUGUUUAAAGCGUUUAAAUCAGAUGAACUUGAUGGGCUCCAUUCGAGAUCUGGCGGAGUUGUGUCCCAAGAAAAGUAAAUCUGAAAAUGCAGGGGAGUGCUUGGUUCCCAGCCAGCCUGUGAUAGAAGUGGUGGCGGUGAAGAUCUUGGGAGGCUGCAAGCUCUUGUUGCGCUUACUGGAGUGUUGCUGCAAAGCAUUUGUCCUGUCUGUUAAGCAUCUGUGUUUGGAAGAAUACAUCCUUUUGAACACUGUGGUUUCGGGAUUGUUGAGCAGAUUAUGGAUUCUUUAUAGGUGUGUAUUACAAAGCCUCAUUUCUUUAUAUGGGGUGUUGUCUGGGUUGCUGCAGGAGGUGUCCAGAACCCAGCAGAUGCCUUAUAUUAAGGGGUUUACCUUCCCUUCUGAAAUCACGGAGUUUCUGGGACCCCUUUAUUUGGAGAUUAAAAAAAGACCUAAAGUACUUGCAACAAAAAAGGCAACUGGAUGGCUGAACAAACUGUUUGCAGGGCCUGCAGUAGCAUCCAGGUGCAGUAAAGAGAGAGGCCUGGCAGCUCCCACAAGGUGCAGCAAGAUGACCAACAUCCAGCGCCCUAUUGACAUUGGGAAGCCGGUUCUGGUGAAGAGAGCGAACAGAGGAAAGCAGUUGGGAUUUGACAUCAAGACCUUAUGUAGGCAACUUAAACCCAGAGUCCAAGAGGAAGUAGACUUCAGGCUAACGCUUUCUGAAGCAAAAGCAGUGAGAUCCCAGCAUGCCAAAUCCCUUGUGUUGCGGUUUAGAGAAGCCUGCUCUUUUGGAGAACUGUCUGAAGCACUCAAAACGGCCAUUCUCUACUGCAAAAGCAAAAAGCUCAAGUCAGAAGCUUUCUUUCUGGGAACCAAACUUUUGAAAAGCAAACGGCUGCACCAUGUGGAGGCUCAGGGCUGCAGCUUACAGAAAAAACUGGGCUGUGUUAAAGCAUCUAUCUGCAAAUACCUUCUCUCUGGCUUGCAAAAGGCACAUUGGCCAAAGCAGUACCACAGAGCAAGUUCCUGGCAGCAAAGGAAGAUCAAACUGUCCAGAAGGUCAAAAUCUGUCUCAAAGAAGACUCCAGAGUUUGUUCAACAAAGCACUUCCAGCCUUUUUGAAGACAGUAUGCCUGGUGCUGCAUCCCUCUAUCCUUCUUGGCAGUGUGAGCAUUCACUUCACCUAAGAAAAGCAGGAGACUGUACUGCUACCAAGCAUAUUGGAGAACAAGACAAAGUGGGGACCUCUGAACCUGUGGCAUUAGAAAGAAACCCUGGGCCUACAGUGAAAGGGACUAGUGAGAACGAUGAUAUUGAUGACAUUUUUGCAGCAAUGGGUGUAUAACACUAGUGCGAUGAUGUGGGGGUGAGUCACUGUAGUACAGAGGUCCCCAAACUGUGGGGCGCACACCCCCCAAGGGUGGGUUUGGAGGAACAUUUGGGGGGGCACAGUGGGGCCCAAGCCAGCCCCCAUGGGGAGUGAGGAAAAGAGCGCCACCCAACCCCGCUCCAAUCCCUCUGCUCUGGCCCCAUGCGCAGCCUUGGCUCUGCACCUGUCCCACUCCAAGCCUUGGGCCCGCCCCAAACCUUGGCCCCUGUCUAUAGCUCUGUUCCCAACCUUGGCUGGAGACCCGCACCCAGCUGCAACCCCAUUACCUGUGUCUGUCUCUCCACCCACCCCGGGAGCUACAGCCUUGCUCCUGGCCAAGGGGAGGAGGGGUGCACAGAGGGGUGUAAGGCAGGGCACAACUGUGAAAAGUUUGGGGACCACUGCUGUAGAAUGCCACAAUCUAGCUUUUUAUAACUGCCUAAAGAAAACUAUUAGAAACAUUGUUAAAGUGUUAGUCUCUGUAAUCCACAUACUUAAUUUCCCCACAAUAAUUGGGGGCUAGUGAGGCUGCACUACAGAGAAGAUAGUGGUCCUACUAAAUGUUUCUUUGUAAAAUGUUAUUUUAGAGGAGAUAUCUCAGAUGAACAGUUCAAUAAAUUGUCAUGGGUGAGAAGGUC